Penicillium olsonii is the source of this 597-nucleotide messenger RNA. NCBI's taxonomy places the organism in Eukaryota, Fungi, Ascomycota, Eurotiomycetes, Eurotiales, Aspergillaceae. The record is from the annotation of a GenBank genome assembly.
AUGUCGUUCAGUCAAGCUUCCAACUCUCAAAACAGUUUAGCGAAUGGUCGCAACGGUCACCGCCCUGACUACCAUGACUCUGGCUCUGUGGUCGGCUAUAUUCCAGACGAUGUUUCCUCCGUCCACGGCUCCUCCGUUGGUGGUGUUGGACUUCCCUCUGGCUACCCUCCUAUGUUCCAGAACUUUGGUGAGGGCUGGCCUGCUGUUUCUGGCAACCGCCGGGCUAAUGGUGGCCGUGCCAAAGGAGCACCAAGUGUGGCUGGAGAGUCAGUUGCCGCUACCGAAUCGGAUGUCACCAGCAGUGUCGCUGAUGGCCGAAGCGUCGAUCAGGGCGGCGUCAGUCUUGCUGGUCUCAGCAUCAAUGACAUGAACAAGCAGCCCAGUCUUAGCCAGUCCGACAGACUGAAGCGCUACGUCGAAUCUGGUGGGCGUGAGCCUUACCGCGCCGGUGUUCCCGACAACGGGAGUAUUUUCGGAGGCAGCUCUGCUAGCAUUCGCGUUACUCGUGGUGUUCCUGGUCAAAUCCCUCACGACGAUGACGACGCUCGUAGUGUCUCCACUGCGUUUGCCAGCCAGGUCGGUGGAAACUAUGACUGA